Molecule: messenger RNA, 2661 nt
Organism: Linum tenue
Lineage: Eukaryota; Viridiplantae; Streptophyta; Magnoliopsida; Malpighiales; Linaceae
Source: the annotation of a GenBank genome assembly
AGAUUUGGGUGGUCUGAUAGUCGUGGUAGGUGUUCCCUGGAUGUCGGAGACGACGAAUUGGCUGAUCUUUGGCAGCGAUUGGCGGUUGGAGGAGGUGUUCUGUUUGAAGGUCUGCUAGGAGAAGUCAGAUGCAGCGGACAAGGUGUGUGUGGUGAAAUUGAGGCCGAUUUGGGUGUCGAAGAUGAUCCCUCCUUUGGUUAUGGGAGAUGGGAUGAUGCAAUGAGGGGCAUUCCUUUCGAUUUAUCUCCUCGCCUCCCUUCCUCUCCUCUCCGCCACCGUCAACGAAUUGUAGAAGAAGAAAAACAAGGAAAAGCUUCCUUCAGCGGCGGUAAUUCCGAGUCCAAUCGAAGACGACUCACUCCAUGGCCCCUCUCCUGUGGAUGGGAAAGAUCUGGAGGCGAAUCACUCCUUGCCGCCUCUCCUGUAGGGAUGGAGAAGAAGCCGGCCAAACUCGAAGAAGAAGUCGUCGCUUCUGUCACCGCCCGCCAUGUCCCUGCCCCGCCGGGAAGAAGCCUGGGUCUUCGCUGGGAUUGGAAUUUGAGAGAAAAUCUCAGGGAUUGCGAGAAGGAAGAGGAAAAAAGCCCAGGUCUUCGCUGGGAUAGGGUCGCCGUUGGGAUUCGCAAAAAGGAAGAGGAAGAAAGAACAUUGGUUCCAAAUCCUCGAUCCUCAUCUGUUCAAAAAUUUCGCGCGAAAACAUGGAUCCCGAAGAAAACCAACCAACCUGCAAAUGUUCUUCGCGUAGGGCAGCGAGGAAGCUCCGCGAAUCCAUCUGCGAUGCUCAGUUCCCUUGUCAGCAAGAGAGCCAAGCUUCACGAGGAGCUACGCAGCAUCGAAAGACAGCUUUAUGACAUGGAGACCAGCUACUUACAGGAUCCGAGCCAGUGUGGCAAUGUAUUGAAAGGUUUCGAGGGAUUCCUAUCUUCAUCUAAGAACACUGCACUCUUGAAGCGGUCUAAGAAGUUUCAGCCUGAAGAUCGACUAUUCUCAUUAUCCUCAGUUACCUCACCUGCAGCUGAGGAGCAAGCGGUUGGACGAGAUGAUGGCAAAUCAGACUUUGGACCUGGUCGGUCUAGGGGUGGAGGCAUAUAUGCAAAUGGGCAAGGAAAACCAAAGAGGGGAAGAGGCACACCAAGAGAUGCCAAGAGAAUCAGAGCUGCAGCGGACCCUGACUUUGACUAUGAUGAUGAUCCUGAUUUGAUGUAAAGAAAUCAGCUUUUGUCAUCUGCACCAGCAAAAGCAUGAACUCCGUCUUUGCAAGACCGUGAAAGAGGAGCCCUUAGGAGUGUUCCCUGACGCAGAAGCAAAAGAACAUCUUUCGUUCUUCCCUACUGUUUGCUGCAGGGUUGCGACCUACACCAGCUCAGGCAACUGCCGUGAGUUGGAUAUUAAAGGAUGGGAUGCAGCAUGUAGGAAAGCUGAUAUGUAGCAAUUUGGGUGCUAGAAUGGACUCUGAGCCAAAACGUUGGAGAAUACUGGCGGAUCUGCUAUAUGAUUUGGGCAGCGGAUUGGAAGUUCUUUCUCCGUUGUGCCCCAGUCUCUUUCUUGAGGUCGCUGGUCUUGGCAAUUUUGCUAAGGGAAUGGCGGUAGUUGCAGCAAGGGCAACAAGAUUACCAAUAUAUUCAUCAUUUGCUAAAGAAGGCAAUCUGAGUGACCUAUUUGCUAAGGGAGAGGCCAUCUCAACACUUUUCAAUGUUUUGGGAUUGGGAGUAGGGAUCCAAUUAGCAUCUACAGUUUGUUCCACAAUGCAGGGGAAGUUGGUGGUUGGUCCCCUUCUGUCUGUCGUUCAUGUAUAUAGCGUAGUUGAAGAAAUGAAGGCUGCCCCAGUAAAUACGUUGAAUCCUCAGAGGACUGCACUGGUUGUGGCUAAAUUUAUCAAGGAAGGGAAAGUAUCGAGCCCUGCUGAUAUAAGAUACCAUGAAGACCUUAUGUUCCCUGGGAGACUCAUAAAAGAUGCGGGAAGUGUAAAAGUGGGACAGGCUCUGCACAGAGUUAUCAAGCCUUCUAAGCUUAGUGAGUACAAAGAGAUGUUCCCGAGUGAGAAAUUUGUGAUCUGCCGGGGAAAUAACUGCACCAACAUGGUACUGGAGCACGAUGCAACAGGAGAAGAUGCACUGAGGGGUUGGAUGGUUGCUGCAUAUGCUGCUGCUGCUGCUCCCAGCUUGGAGAGCUCACCUGAUGGAUUCAGUUCGUCUGCAUUGCUAGAUGCCUACGAGAAGGUGGAUAGUGUAUUCGAGAAGUUCGUGUCUGAAUUGCAGGCGAAAGGCUGGCAUACUGAUCGUUUUCUGGACGGCACUGGAACCCGUUUUGCCCUUUAGAAGGUUCUUUCCCGCUAGUCUCUCAGUAGUCAGUAGCAGCGCUGCGCACCCCUCCAUUAUGGAGAAGGAAAAACUGGAAAGAUUAUUUUCUUAAUCUGAUUACUAGAGCAUAGGUUUGACUUGUGGUCAUUAAAUUGUAAGUUGUGAGUGAGUGGGAUUACAAUUUCAAUCUAAUUUGUUUGAAUUUAUCUGCAUUGACUCUUCGUCCAUUCCGUAUGAGUUGCUCCAUGGGUACUGUCACACCCAAAGUGCAAAUACCAGCGGCGCUCAAUCUUCAGGCAUCUUGAAGAUGGUAGAUACUAGCCAUAAGAUUAGAUUAAUCUCAGCCAUCUAUUUUGGAGGUGAG